UGUUGUUGCACUCUGGGAGUAUUGAGGCGCCAUCUUUAUUGUAACAUUGUUUUGAGUGACAUGCAUGUAAAACGGUUGAAAAUAUUUUAAGGAAGACUAAUCUAAGUAAUAGAUUUUAACAAGAGCACAAAUUUUACACCGAUUAUUAUGCAUUCUGAAUCAUCUAGAUUUAUAUUUUGUGGAUAAUAAAUAACAAUAUUGGUACAACUUUCAAAGAUAUUGGAAUAUUUCAUUGUUUCCAAUAAGUCGGAUUAAAAUAUUUUUUUGUCUUCUGAAUCCAACACAAUAUAGUCUUUAAGCAAAAAUUAUGUCGACAUAUAGAUGUUUCACUUUUAUUGACUUGAUUAAGGUUUCCUAUUAGAAAUGUUGUGCCCUUAAAGGAAAAUGCAGCUUUGACAAUUUAAAAGCCUUAGGCUACAGACUGAUAAUGAAAGGAGCAUAUUUGAUGUAGCAUUAGAGUUAGAAAUGGCAUUUAUACAUUAAAUUGUGAUGGAAAAACAUCUUAAUAUGUUGUAGUAUAUAGAGAACUUUUGAAAUGUAUACAGCCUGAAUUCUACAAAGCAUAUCAUUUUCUUGUAAAUAAUCACCUAUAAUUCAGGGCCACAUCUGUUUCUUGUUAUUUAACUAAGUGCCUUAGAUCUAAUAAUAAAAAUUGCAAGCUUUUUUUGAUAUAUCAUAUCAUUUUCUGGAUCAAGUUAGUCAACCACUGAUGCUAUUGUCUUCUUUUAUGGAGGUAAUAAUGCAGUUUUGAUUGUAGUUUAAAAGUGAUGGCUGAAAGCAAUGUACCUAAACAAGAUUUUGCUCCACCAUGGCUCAAGUUUCCAACAGCGGAUAAUUCAAAAACUGCUGGGCAAAAGCUAAAUAGCUACCAGAAUGAAAGAAAUCGCCAGCGACGAGAAGAUCCUUAUCACGCACGCAAUGAUUACAGUCGACUUCAUAGACAAACUUCAUUUGAAUAUCAUGAUGCAAAACGAUUUCCUCACAAUCAAGGAAAAUACCGCCACCAUUCUGUAGAUGAUGAUUAUUAUGGCUAUCCUUAUGGAUAUAAUUACUAUGCACCCAAUUAUGGUUAUGAAAAAUAUGGAAUGCAAUACAGUUCCCAACCAUCACUUGCCAGACAGGUCAGCAGAGACUCUAAGUAUAGUCCAGGACGUUUUUCUCAAGUAAAUGGAGGAGACUUCAGUCCUCAUUAUGAAUUAUAUGAACCACAGUAUUAUCAUCAAAAUGUGCACAAAAGAGGUCAUUAUGAAAAAGAUCAUCAUAGAGAUAGAGAAGAUGAUGGCAAAGGCAAGAACAAAGGCAAUGAAAAAGAAAGACCCUUUACUGAUGAUUUUCCUUCUCUAGUAGGAUCUGGAGAAACAGCAAAUGAAGUAAAACAAGCAAAACCAGGUGCAGGUGUAUGGGAAAAUCCACCAAAGUCUAGUAAAAAUGAAGAAUCCCCUGAUCUUUCAAAAAAUACUUCUCCAAACAUUUAUAAAGCGUUAGUACCAAGUAAGGGUAAUCCAGUAAAGAAAAAUGGUAGAGAACCUAUUCGUAUUAAUGGAUGUAUCAGAGACUCGUCACCUCUUAGCCCAUCUAAUAAAUCAAAUAAGGAGGGCACACGUCACAGCCCAACUCCAGAUCUGGCUAUUGUGACACAGCCAAAGAAGCUUGGAGAUAAAAAGAGUGAAUUUCUUAGAGCACUUCGCCAUGAGAGUAUUUUACGUAAUGGAGACUAUCAAGACUUAAAUCAAAAUGCUAUUGAUAAAAAGCAGUCUCCAAAAUACUCUGAAGAUGGUACCAUGAAUGAGGACAUUGAGGACUACAUCCAUAUAAAUGGUAACCAUGUAACAAAUAUAAAUGAAUCUAAGAAACACAUAAUGAAUGGCUCUGUCAAAAUGAAUGGUGAUACUGACAAUUCAAAUGUGAAUGGUGAAGCUCUUAUUAAUGAAGUAGAUCACAUUACUCUUUCUGGAGAAGAGGAAGAAAAGAGACUUCUUUUAUCUAUGGGCUGGGUUGAAGAGGAUAACACUGAAUAUGUUAUCACUGAUGAUGAAAUAAGAGAGUUUCAGCAUUUGCUAAAAAAUCAUUGCAAUGGUCAAAAAAAUGGUUUCAAGGCAACUUUACGCAAUGCUCUUAACUUAAAGCUGGAUGCCAAUGUAUUGCUAAAUGGUGAUACUGCAAAUGAUGACAAGCCUUUGUGAUAUCUCCAGCUUUCAUUUCUACAUAUUUAGUGGAUAAAUGGAAAUGAUUUUAUUUAAAGAAACACAUCACUUUUUAGAAAUCUUUUUUUUUUUUUUUGAAACUACAAUUAUAUAUUCUAGAGACAGUUUGAAAUGAAUAUCUUAUGACCAAGACAUCACACUACAAAAAUCAAUACUAAGAUCUAGUGAUUGAAAUAUUUAUUCUGUCUCAGUUGUUGUUGUAGAUCUGUUUAAGUUGUGACAUAGAAAGUUUUUUAGCAUAAUAGCUCAAAUAAAUUUGUCAAAUUAUCAUCACAUUGUGCUGUUAACAAAAUUUCUUGCCAUAAUUGUGGACAAGGGGCAAUAACCAAGCAAAUCCAAUUCAUUUUAUUGUUUUCAAUCUAUUUGAUAUACUUUCAGAUAAAACAACCUCUUAAAUUGAAACCGCUUUUUUUUUCUUAAAAUUUUAUUUAUAUCAGUUAAUUUUAGUGGCAGCAUAUUUUUGUGAAAGAUUCAUUUAGUACCAAAAUUGUCAUUAGGUUUUCUAGUUUUUAAUGAUUGUUUUAGACCAUUCUUGUCAUGUAACUGAGCAAGGUUGCAUAACUGUAGUCAGGAUUAGAAGAUCCAUUCAUUUUGUACAUAUUUUAAAAAUGGAAAAAUUCCUUGAUCAUAGUAUUUUUCCACAUUUCACUUUUUCCGAUGAUAGUAAUUUUUCAACAUUUCAUUUGUCAUAAAAAAAAAGUGUUGAUGAUUAGUCCUUUAGUUAAUAUUAUCAUUUCUGUUGAUUGGAGCCAAAUAUUCUUAUGAAAGUUAUUUUGGCCUUAAGUUUUGUUCUGUGCUUAUGGAAAAACUAAUUGCAAACAGUACAAAGAAGCAUAUCAUUGAGCUAGGAAAAUAGUAGUACUUUUCCAUUCAGUUUUAAUUAAACUAUUUAGUAUUUGCAGGUUUUUUUUAAACUAACAUUUGCCCUGUUAGAAAAUGUAUUAAUAUAUAUGAUUGCUACUGUUUCUAUCUGCAAAUGUAGUAAUUUUGUCAACCUUGUAUGAAUGUAUUGGCUAACCUCAAUACAUUCCAAUUUUUUAAAGUUAAACAUUGAGAGGAGUAAAUAACUACAGUGGUUCUUAGUCAUGCAAAUGUUUUAUCUAUCUUUGUUGCUUGAGAAGUUUUCAAUCUUUUGACCAUUAUCUUGGCACACUUAUUUACAAUCACUUCAAAGAGGUUUUGAGAGCAAAACUGUAUUACUUAAGGGUUAUUUAGAAGCCUGAUUUAUUUAGUAAAUACAAAAUAAUUGAUGCCUCUACACAAAUACACUUAGUGCUUUCCAAAGUGAUACUAUUGUUCCUGUUUCUUUUGUUAACAAGUCUUAUGCCACACAAAGUAAGUUUUCUUUAGGUUUUAACUUGUGUCAUCUGCGAAAAAAUAUAAAAUGUGUUGUUAAUUUUGGUUUAAUAACAUACAAGCCUUAAAGAUGAACAAGAUAUAAAUCAUUGUAAUAUUAACAAAUUUACCAAAGUUGGUUUUUUUCUUUUUAUGGAGGAGUUGGGUUUUUUCCCCACAUAGGCAAUGGACACAUUACAUAUGGAAAAAAAAAUAAUAAUGUGUGAACAAAAUUAUUGUUAAGAACCACUAUAAUGGCAGCAUGUUAUCGCUACCCCACGACCACUGGAAAACAUUGGACUUUAUCUUAUUUGUGUGUAAAAAUGUGUUUUCCGUUUAAAUCUGAUUCAGUGCCUUCUACAUGAAAACCUGUAAUGUUUUUUUGUUUUUUUACUAUUCAUUGUUUAUUGCAUUCUCUCAAUUUCAUAAUAUAAAUACUAGUAUUAUUACUUUCUCCACUUGUCUGAUAUUGUUACCUAUCAAUGUUGUGGUCAUACUAGAUUAUUCAACAGUAGAAAUUUUUUUUAGAAAUUUGCUUUAUGUACAGAUAAUUUAUUUUUUUUAACUAUCAUGCCAAAAAUUAGUAUUCAGAAUUAAAUAAUUUGACAGUAACUGCAAAGAAAUUAUUUUUUCAUCAUCAUAAUGUUUUACAUUUACAAUAAGAAAUUGAGUAAAUGUUAAUAAUUUCUUCUUAUUUAAAGUUACCUUUGUGAGUACUACAUUUUAUCAACUACACUUAACUAUUUAAAUAAGUGUGCAAUACUUGUAGUAUCAAUCAUAGUUUUUCCAUGAGUUUGCUAUUUCCAGCUGCUGGCCUGCCUGCUAGUUAUUUAUACCUUUGUAAGGUUCUUGAACUGUUUGUAUGUGCGUGUAUGUGAGAGAGUGUGUUGAGCAUGUUUCGCAGAGAUAUCUAUUAACUUGACAGAUUGCUAAGAUGCAUUGUUAUAUUUCCACUAAAUCAUUUAAACUGUAUAGUGUAACUGCAGAUUGCAAAAAAAAUAAUUAUGCUGGUGAUAUACAUGUAAAAAAUUUUCCCCAUACAAAUGUAGGACUGGCAUCUUCUUUCUUAUCAAUUUUGUACUUGCUUCUCAUUUAUGUUCCUUUUUUUUUUUUAACAUUUGUGAAGAAUUUCUUUUUCUGUUGCAGUAGAUAAUUGUUUAGUUGAAGAAAUCAUCAACAAAACUUAAGGAAAACCAUUCAUACAUUGUGAAUGGCAUAGAUAUGUUAUUUUUUUUAAUAAGCUGUGUACAUUUGAGAAGUAUUGUUUGCUCAAACAUCAGAUUACUGUACAAACAAACAAACAUAAACUGCUUAUUUAUGGAACACUAGCUUAAAGUGUGAUUUAUAUUAUGUUGGACUUUUUGUUUGUUUCUCCUAGGAGGACUACUUCUUUCCUUGACCUCAACCUAUUGACUUCUAAAUAAUGCCGGUGGUCUAUGAUGAAGUACAUGUGUUAUAUCAAAACUAGUUGUAUAAUGUAAACUCCAGUAUUUAAUGAAAACUGAUAUUUGACUUGGAUUUGCUGUGAAGAAAAUCUAUCCUGCAAAUUAUGUCCUUAUUUGAUUGAAACUAAUUCAACCAUAUCUUCACACCUUUUCACAGUCUAAGAAUUUUAUGUAUAUUUUAAUAAUGAACAGAAUACAGAGCAAAAAUGUGUGUUACAAUACAUACAAGCUUAAGCCAAGCAAAAAUGAUUUUAGCUGUGGCAAAUUCAUUGAGUUAUAGUUUUUAAAAUACUCUUUGAUUGUUAUGUUGCUGGGCUUCAAGUUGUUUUGAUAAGAAUUCUCAAUGUAAGUUUUAAAAGGAUUGUAAUUUACAGUUGUUCAUUUUUCAAAAUGUCCUAAACCCUUAAUCUUGUUCUGGUUUGAAAAUGAGUAAUCUGGAAAAAGAAAAAGAAAGAAAAAAAAAAUAUUUUUUUUUGAUGUGCAUAUUUGAAGUUUUUUUUUUUGGUUGUUUUUAAUAUCUGACCAGUCUUUUUUUCCUCAUUUGCUUUUCAUUCAUUUUGUUGUUGCUUUAUUCUGUAUAUAAGACUGUUUUCUUAGAGAAAUGGAUGAAACACAGUGGCCAGAUGUUUCAUUAAUUUUUUUCUUGUUAUUUAAUUGAAAAGUGAAAGACAUGAGAGUUGAUCCCAUAUUCUUGAUCUCAUACAAAUAGCUUUCAAAAUGUGUCACCAAUAUCUAGUGGGGAAAAUAUCAAAACUUGAAACAUUUGUAUUUAUAUUUUUAAAUAAAACUAAUGAUACUAGUCCAGCCAUCUUCUCCAGAAUGAUGGUGUUGCAAGUAGGUGUCAAUCAUGUGGCAGCUAUCUCCAUACAUUGAUUCACUUCUAUCAUCCCAGUCUAGUGCUCUUAGAUUGAAGGGACAAUUCUAAUGAGAAGUAAAGCAUUACACUAGGUGAACAUUUUCUAGAAGUGUUUGUUUUAUUUUUGUAUCAUUCUGUCACCAAAUGAUUAUGAAAUGAAUCCUUGUCUUGAUAGACUAUUUUGUGUGUUGUUGUCUUUGAACUGAGUGUGGCCACUGGUUUACAGUGUAUAAGAUGUUUCCACUGACUGCUGCAGUGUCUUAUAAAUCAUUAGAACAUUGCAAUGAAUACAAUAUUGACAGAUGCUAAUAUUUUCAAUGCUUUUUUGUUCUAUUUUUGUAUUUGUGUUCAUUGGGUUGGCCCCUGUCAUUGUUCACUCCAAUGCUGUAUUGAAUAAUAAAGUGAAGUCCUGAUGUACAGUAACAUAA
This is a messenger RNA of Biomphalaria glabrata, 6268 nucleotides long. RefSeq names its product vasculin-like protein 1. Bases 768 to 2183 code for a protein of 471 amino acids. Gene Ontology annotation, cellular component: nucleus. The transcript has 13 exons. The record is from RefSeq and is a predicted model, not a curated record. NCBI's taxonomy places the organism in Eukaryota, Metazoa, Mollusca, Gastropoda, Planorbidae. Gene Ontology annotation, biological process: DNA-templated transcription; positive regulation of DNA-templated transcription. Gene Ontology annotation, molecular function: RNA binding; DNA binding.